UGCUAUGUUUUAAAGAGAGAGAAAACAAAUGUCAAAUAGUGCGCUGACAUCAUCCUAAUAUUUAAUGUUUUUUUAUAUAACUUAUACAUCCCAACGACUUUGAUAAUUUUAAUAACAGUGCAAAGAAGAGGUCAAACAACAAUUUAAAUCAAUGCAGUAAACAAUUGAAGAUAGAAGAAGUUGGGAAAAUAUCUGUGAAAAAGUUGACUCAAGCUGAAUUUGAUGCUGCAAAUUUGCAGCUUAUAGUUAGUACGGUGUCUCCUUUUUCUUUUAUAGAGCACCCUGCAUUUUUAAGAUACUGUAAAAUUACUAACAAUAAAGUUCCUGUUUCAAGAAGAACAUUAAUGCGCAAUGUUCAAUGCAUUUAUGAACAAAUUAUUUCACAACUAGUAAAUGACUUGGAAAACAUAAAAUAUGUGUGCUUAAGAGCUGAUUGUUGGAGUAUAUUUCACAGAUCAUACCUAGGCUUUACUGUACAUUGGAUUGAUCCUCAAACGUUACAUCGACAUUCUAAAGGACUUGCUUGCAGAAGAAUGAUUGGUAGACAUAUAUAUGAUAAUAUUGCAGAAGCUAUUGAUAAAAUACGGCACAUGUUUAACGCUUAUUUAGUGCUGGAGGGCAACUAUAUGAUAAAAGGAGAGGAUCUAUGUGUGAUAAAAAUUUUGAGAUGUCUCUUUUGCUAAAGUUCAAUAAGUUUUUUGAUGAUUAAUUGUAAAUCCAUCCACUUAAAUUACUAUUUAGUUUGUUUUUGUUAACACAAG
Molecule: messenger RNA, 761 nt
Organism: Metopolophium dirhodum (rose-grain aphid)
Lineage: Eukaryota; Metazoa; Arthropoda; Insecta; Hemiptera; Aphididae
Exons: 2
Coding region: 345-683 (112 amino acids)
Source: RefSeq, a predicted model, not a curated record